Messenger RNA from Amorphotheca resinae ATCC 22711, 3180 nucleotides. RefSeq lists its product as hypothetical. Gene Ontology annotation, molecular function: ATP binding; DNA binding; DNA clamp loader activity. The transcript is spliced from 5 exons. Gene Ontology annotation, cellular component: DNA replication factor C complex; nucleus. The record is from RefSeq and is a predicted model, not a curated record. Lineage: Eukaryota; Fungi; Ascomycota; Leotiomycetes; Helotiales; Amorphothecaceae. Gene Ontology annotation, biological process: DNA repair; DNA replication. The coding region runs from base 1 to 3180 and encodes 1059 amino acids.
AUGCCUACAGAUAUCAGGAACUUUUUCGGGGGCAAGGUCUCUACUCCCAUACGGGAGAAGGAGACUAAGAAGGAAGAUGAUCCUAAGAAGAAGAGAAGCAAAAGUCGCAAGAUCAUAGAUGACAGUGAUGACGACGAGCCAGCGGUCAAGAAAUCCACUCCGAAGAAGACAGCGCCGAAGAAACCCAUGAAGGAUUCGCCCAAAGGAGAGGAAACUACCACUGCAGAUUACUUUGCAUCCAGCAGCAAGCCUAAGCCACCGAAGUCAACGCCUACAAAAUCGAAGACUCAACCCGCUGUCGAAUUACAAAAUAGAUCGUCUACUCGGAAGAAGCCCACAACCUCAUACGCUGAGCAUCCGGAUAAUGACGAUGACGCAUUCCUGGAUGACGAUGAAGAUGCUGGUGAUGAUAUUUUUGCCGCAGAUUUCAGGACGGGGGGAAAGCGGAAAGAGGAUGGUUAUAUUGAAAUCAACAGUGAUGAAGAGACCCUACCGAAGCCGAAGAAGACAACGUCCAAGAGCAAGCUAGCAUCGUCCAAGAAGAACGCGGAUGUCGAAAUGAAGGACGUCUACGCGGAUCAGUCUUUUGUGGCGGAUGAUGAUGCUAUGUCUCUCGACAAUCCAGUUAAAGGGCCUUCAAAGACAGGCAAGAAGCGAAAGUCUGUUGACUUGGAUUCGGAUGACGAAGCUGAUGAUUUCAAACCACCUGUCAAAUCUGCCAAACAGCCACCUGCAAAGAAAGCCCGUCCUCCAGCCAAAAAGGAAAACGUUCCCGAAAGCACCGGAAUACAAGCAAUCCUGGACAGUAUUCCUACAGUUCGGCCACCCACUCCACCGCCGAAAGACUCCGAUGCGAAAUUUGAUUGGAGAAAGGCACAAGGGGGCGGAGGAAAUGCAGGGCCACCCCCUUCAGCAGGCUCGAAGGAGAUACCUGUCGGCGAAGAGAAUUGCUUGGCCGGCUUGACUUUCGUAUUCACGGGUCUGCUAGAGUCAAUUUCCAGAGAAGAAGGCCAGGAGCUUGUGAAACGUUAUGGAGGAAAAGUUACCGGUGCACCAAGUAGUAAAACAAGCUACGUUGUUCUCGGUUCAGAUGCAGGACCUAGUAAACUGAGGAAAAUCAGUGAAAUGAAGAUUAAGACCAUCAACGAGGAUGGAUUGUUUGAGCUCAUUAAAAGGCUGCCUGCUAAUGGUGGAGACGGGAAAGCUGCUGAGAAAAGCAUGGAGAAGAAGAAGGCGGAAGAGGAAAAAAUUAGGAAAGAAGCCGAGGAGAUGGAAAGAGAGGAGCGGAGAAAGGCCAACGAGGCCGAGAAGGCUGCAAAGGAGGCCCAAAGACAAGCUGCGUUGAAGGGUCAUUCAGCUCCUGCGCCUACACGCCAAGUUCCCUCGACGUCUCAGCUAUGGACAACCAAGUACGCCCCGACAAUGAUGAACCAGAUUUGUGGCAACAAAGGCCAAGUCGAGAAGAUACAAAACUGGCUGAAAAAUUGGCACAAGUCGCGCAAGUACAACUUCCAGAAAAGAGGACCUGAUGGAUCUGGCGGCUAUCGAGCAAUUAUCAUUCACGGACCGCCUGGCAUUGGAAAAACCACUGCCGCACACCUUGCUGCUAAGCUUUCGGGUUUUGAUAUCCUAGAAAGUAAUGCCAGCGACACACGAAGCAAGAAAUUGGUCGAGUCCGGCCUGAACGAAGUGCUGGAUAAUAACUCGCUUCUCGGGUACUUUUCAGGGGCUGGCAAGGCUGUCGACCAGAGCAAGAAGAAAAUCGUCUUGAUUAUGGAUGAGGUAGACGGAAUGUCUGCUGGUGACCGAGGUGGUGUCGGGGCACUGGCCAAAGUGUGCAAAAAGACAGAUAUACCUAUGAUUCUGAUCUGCAAUGAACGAAGGCUUCCAAAGAUGAAGCCCUUCGAUCACGUUGCCUUCGAAAUUCCCUUCAAGCGACCAACGACAGAACAGGUCCGUUCUCGUAUUGCGACUAUAUGCCUUCGAGAGGGUCUCAAGCUUCCAGUAAAUGUUAUCGAUGCUCUCAUUGAAGGUAGUAACAAAGACAUUCGGCAAAUUAUCAACAUGAUCUCCACCGCGAAGCUCGAUCAAGACGCCAUGGAUUAUGAUCAAGGUAAGGCCAUGUCAAAGGCUUGGGAGAAACAUGUGGUUCUGAAGCCCUGGGAUAUCUGUCAAAAGCUCUUGGGAGGUGGCAUGUUUGCUCCAUCUAGUAAAUCGACCCUUAACGACAAGAUUGAGCUCUAUUUCAAUGACCACGAGAUGAGUUACUUAAUGAUUCAAGAGAAUUAUCUCAAGACGAAGCCAAUCCUAGCCAAUGGUGCAGGCUCUGCCAGAGAACAGAGCUUGAAAGCACUGCGACUUGCAGACCAGGCCGCUGAGAGCAUUAGUGAUGGAGACUUGGUUGAUCGUAUGAUCCAUGGCUCACAGCAACAGUGGAGUCUUAUGCCGACUCACGCGGUCUUCAGCACUGUGCGACCCGCCAGCUUCGUCUCCGGGCAAAUGGUCGGUGGGACAUCCUUCACCCAAUGGCUGGGCAACAACAGCAAGAUGGGCAAGCUCACUCGGUAUGUCAAGGAGAUACAGUCACAUAUGCGUCUCCGAUCAUCUGGUGAUCGUCAUGAAAUCCGUCAACAGUAUCUCCCUGCUCUCUGGUCGCAGUUAAUCAGGAGGCUUGAGGUGGAAGGAAAGUCUUGCGUAGAGGAGGUCAUUGAUUUGAUGGACAGCUACUUCUUGACGAGAGAUGACUUUGACUAUAUCAUGGAGCUUGGCCUAGGGCCACAGGAUCAAGAAGGGGUGAAUCUGGAAACCCAGACAAAGGCCAGCUUCACCAGAGCUUACAACGCUCGGUCACAUCCUCUGCCUUUCAUGAAGGCCAGCAACGUCGUAGCCCCAGCGCACGUGGCGAAGGCUGUGCCUGAUCUCGAAGAAGCCUUUGAAGAGGAAGACGAAGAGCUAGUUGUGUCCGAGCCCAAGGAGGGUGACGAUGACGAUGUCGACCUUGCGAAGGACAAGUACAUCAAGCAGCCGAAAGCCAAGAAGGCAGCGGCUGGGAAGAAGGCCGGCCCGAAGAAGAAGGCGAGCAAGGGAGCGGAGGAGGAUGACGAUGACGACGAGGAUCCGGAGGAAGAUGCCAAGCCGAAGAAGGGCAAGGCCAAGGCGAAAGGGAAAGGGAAGAAGUGA